Molecule: messenger RNA, 3138 nt
Organism: Myzus persicae (green peach aphid)
Lineage: Eukaryota; Metazoa; Arthropoda; Insecta; Hemiptera; Aphididae
Product: glucose dehydrogenase [FAD, quinone]-like
Exons: 5
Coding region: 765-2696 (643 amino acids)
Molecular function (GO): oxidoreductase activity, acting on CH-OH group of donors; flavin adenine dinucleotide binding
Source: RefSeq, a predicted model, not a curated record
CAACGAUGACAUUAAUACAAGGUAAUAAUACGGUCGUGGCACAACGGUGGUAUUAAACGGUCAUCGUGGCGAGACGUCUCUAUUUUCAAAAUUGGACUUGUUUUUAUUUUUCGUUACGUCGAACGGGUCACAAUUAUUGGUAGUGUCAAACCACGAUUUCCCUAAACCAUGUUUGCCGUAGAUAUUUGAUGAUUGGCGUUUGUGCACCGCGGUCCGAAAUCACACUUAAGAACUACUAAAUUCCAAUUUUGAAACCGUCGCAGGUCUUCGAAUUGACGCCUCGUAGGUGCUUAUUAAUACAAUCGCGGGACUGCAGACAAAUACGGGUUUGGGAAAGUUAUAAUAUCAUAGUAUAGAAAUGGCGUAGAUAUAGGUACCACCUACUGAUGAUAUUUAAUAACGAUUUGCCUCAUAAUAAUAAUAUCCGCGGUUGUAUAUUUAUUACGCAACGAUUGCGCAGUGCGUUAUUUUCUUUGAUCAUAUCCGAAAUUAAACGGUAAAAAAUGUCCACGAGUCGUAGAUAUUGCACGUAUUAGAGAUUGGACAUUUACGCUGUAAGUACGCCUAAAUUACACGUCACGCAUACACAUAGAAAUAUAUACAUAAAACGAGAAUGUUUUUGUCGCUUUUGUGUUUCCACACAGUGUUAAUUCUACAUGUUUUUAUGUCAGUUCAACCAUAAUCAUAUACCUAGGUUAGUAUCUUUUUUCUUAUAAAUUAAAUUUCCAUUAACUUUUAUUAUACGUUUUUUUACCUUUUUAAACAUGCAUGUGGUAUUUUACUUACAAGUGUUAGCACAAGUGUUAAACGUACUAGUUACAUCAAAACUCAUAAAAAAUAAAGUGGUAAACGUGUUGACAUCCACGAGUUCGAACAAUAAAGCUGGAAAUUGCAUACAAAACGCCGAACACGUAGAAACGUCAUUCAUCAAGGAGCUAUGUAAAUCAAAUCCCGAUUUAGAAGAGUUUAUGAUCGCUGCCGACAUUUUGAUAAGAUCCGAUUGUGCUUUGAUCGAUUCGUGUCGAAGGGUGAUCGAGCAACCUCACGAUGACGUCGACGAAGUAGACUUCAUAGUGGUCGGCGGGGGAGUUGCAGGUCCCGUAGUGGCUGGGAGACUGUCGGAAAACUUUAACUGGACAGUGACCCUCCUAGAAUCAGGUCCAGAGCAACCAGCGGCCACAGACAUACCUGCUUUGCUUAGUUCGGCAAUCGCCACGAAGUACGAUUGGCAGUAUACUACGACGCCGCAAAAACACGCUUGUUUGGCAUACGGAGGGGUGUGCGGUUGGCCCCGAGGAAGAUUGUUGGGCGGAACGGCUUCACUGUCAGGUUCUAUGUACUCGAGAGGGCACCGGGACAUCUACGACGGGUGGUUGAGGGAUGGCAACGUCGGGUGGGGAUACGACGACGUGUUGCCGUUUUUCAAGAUGUCUGAGAACAACAAGGACUAUAACACGGAAAUCCACGGGACUCGGGGCCCGAUUCCCGUGCAAAAGCCCACGGAAAUUUUGCCGAUAACGAGGACGCUGAUGGAGGCUGCCCGGGAAUUAGGGUACUCGGAGAUAGACAUGAGCGACCCAAACCCGAUGGGUUUCUCGAUCGCGCAGCUCAUGAUCAACAAUGCGAAGAUCAGGGUGACGACGCCCACGGCAUAUCUUCGGCCGCACCUGCGCACCCGUGGCCACCUGCGCGUCAAGACCAACUGCCACGUUACCCGGCUGUUGGUGGCCGCGGACCGGCGGUCGGUGCACGGCGUCGAGUACGUGGACAGCUCGAACCGUACCAGGCGCCUGAUGGCCAGGAAGGAGGUGAUCCUGAGCGCGGGCGUCAUCGGGUCUGCGCACAUACUCAUGCUGUCCGGCAUCGGGCCGGCAGAAGACCUGCGACCGCUGGGCAUACCAGUGGUGCAGGACCUGCGGGUGGGUCAUAAUCUGCAGCACCACGUGGCUAGCAAGCUGGGCUUUCAGCUGAACGUGACGCACGACCGGCUGUUGACGUACGAGACGAUCGGCCAGUACCUGAAGCAGAGGUCCGGCCCACUGUCCACCACCGGCGGCCUGCAGACGUCCGCGUUCCUGCGGUCCCACCGUGCGGGGCCCAAUGACCCGGCUGACGUACAGUUGUUCUUCGACGGCUACUCGCCCAACUGCGCUUACGCCCAACCGGUGUACGGCGGGUGCUCGGCGGCCUCGAGCCCUGUGCGCAUGAACAUCCGGCCAGUAAACUUGCGGCCACGGAGUCGGGGCACCAUCCGGCUGGCGAGCGCCGACCCGUUCGUCCGGCCGCGAAUCGAUCCCAAUUAUCUGGCCACAGAGGCGGACGCUGACGUGCUGGUAUGGGGCCUGAAGCUGGCCAAUGACCUGGUGUACACCAAGGCUCUGCAGCAGCUGGGAGCCACCGUUGACCGGUCACCAGUCGACUACUGCAACCGGCACACGUUCGCCACCGAACCGUACUGGCGGUGCCUGGUCCGGUACCACACGCGAGGCGAGAACCACCACGCGGGCACGUGCAAGAUGGGCCCGGCCUCAGACCCGACCGCCGUCGUCGACCCCGAGUUGCGUGUCCACCGCGUUCGCGGCUUGCGCGUGGUCGACUCGUCCGUGUUCCCGACACAGCCCAACUGCAACCCCAUAGCGCCAGUCAUCAUGGUCGCCGAGAAGGCAGCGCAUUUCAUCAAGAACACGUGGCGCUGACACUAGGCCGUCCCGAUCACGUCUGCGAUUCGGGUUCUAGACGGCGUACCGGUACGAUUCGUGGUGCAGUCGACGGUAUCUUGCAGGGGGCGACCGUAUGACCAUAUCGGUACAUAUUGUAAAUUCGAGUAUCAUAAAAUAUUUUUUAUUCGUUUUAAAAUACUUUGUGCACCUACUACAAAGGCCAUCAUUGACGUACCCAUCGGUUCAUUCAGUAUUCCGUUUUCGUUAGAACAUAAAAUUACAUUUAUUUAUACAUAAUAUAUAUAACAUCAUACAUCAUAAUAUUGCAAUAAUGUAUACAACUAGCCUAACCUGUAUGUAACUAUACAGUACUGUCUCGUUUUUGUAUAAGAAUUUAAAUUGUUAUUAUUAAGUAAAGCAAGUACUCUCUGUAAUCUCUGUAAUUAAAUGCAAGUUUAUUACACUGUUUAAAAUAAUA